Molecule: messenger RNA, 1379 nt
Organism: Ricinus communis (castor bean)
Lineage: Eukaryota; Viridiplantae; Streptophyta; Magnoliopsida; Malpighiales; Euphorbiaceae
Product: acyl-CoA--sterol O-acyltransferase 1
Exons: 1
Coding region: 244-1353 (369 amino acids)
Biological process (GO): lipid metabolic process
Source: RefSeq, a predicted model, not a curated record
GAAUCUCCUGCAAGACCAAUAUUUUUUUAUUCAAGGAACUUCCGUUAUAUAUAUAGAUGUCCAGAUGUCAGUGACAUUUGAAAAAUCUUACUAAUCUCAUAAUAUCUCUGUAAAUGAUUAAGAAUUGAAUUAAGAAUUGAAACAGCUUGUCCUUGCUAAUCAGUAAAAAGAUCAAGAAAUCAGAAGUGAAAGUUCAAGUAAUCAGAGGUGAAGAAAAGAUCAAGAAAACAAGAAAAGACAACCAUGGAAGGAAAAGCGCACAACUUCAUCAAGGCGUGGCUCUUGAUUUUUGCAUCUCUUUCAUACUGUUUUGCCACUGGAAAGAUCAUCCCAAAGGGCUCUACAAGAUUAUUCUUCUUGCUACCAAUUGUAUGUUUAUUUCUUAUUCUUCCUCUCAACAUCUCUUCUGUUCACUUUCAAGGCAUGACAGCUUUCUUCAUUGCCUGGCUUGCAAAUUUCAAGCUCUUACUUUUUGCUUUUGGUAAAGGCCCUUUGUCCUCUAACAAUUCAUCAACCUCUUUUACUCGUUUUGUGCUUAAUGCUUGUUUACCUAUUAAAAUCCAAGAAAACCCAUCUCAAGGAUCUCAUAUAAAUAGUAAAAACAAAGAGAACCCACAUCUAAAUAGUUCUAAGAAAUGCCAUAAAUCUUUUCCAAAUUAUGCUAUAAAAGGCAUACUUUUAGCUUUGUUGAUUCGUGUAUAUGACUAUCACGAGUUUAUCCACCCAAACGUUAUCUUGGUCCUGUAUUAUCUACACAUUUACUUAUUUCUCGAAUUAGUUUUAGCCAUGCUAGCAGCCCUGGCUCGAGCCAUGAUAGGUGUUGAGCUCGAGCCACAGUUCAAUGAACCAUACCUUUCAACUUCACUUCAAGAUUUUUGGGGCAGAAGAUGGAACCUCAUGGUCACAAGUAUUCUACGUCCAACUGUGUAUGAUCCCCUCAUCAGAACAUCUUCACCAAUCAUCGGUCGCAGGUGGGCAUCACUUCCUGCAAUCCUGGGGACAUUCACCGUGUCGGCUAUUAUGCACGAGCUCAUCUUUUACUACUUGGGGCGCGUGAGACCCACGUGGGAAAUCACUUGGUUCUUCAUGCUACAUGGAGUUUGUCUGGUGGCUGAGGUUGCUUUCAAGAAAGCGGUUAAUGGAAGAUGGCGGCUGUCAAGGUUCGUAUCAACUCCGUUAACCAUUGGGUUUGUGGCGGUUACCGGCUUUUGGCUCUUCUUUCCGUCGCUCCUUCGGUGUAAAACUGAUGUUAGAGCGUUUGAAGAGUACUCGGCUUUAAGCGAAUUUGUGAAGAGUUUUGAUGUUAGAUCUUUCAACAUGUCUCUAUUUGGUGGUAACCCAGUUAGUUUAUAAUGAUAUUAGUAUCCAUUUUGUAGUCA